This is a messenger RNA of Monosiga brevicollis MX1, 1416 nucleotides long. RefSeq lists its product as uncharacterized. The annotation marks the transcript as partial. NCBI's taxonomy places the organism in Eukaryota, Choanoflagellata, Craspedida, Salpingoecidae. Gene Ontology annotation, molecular function: triacylglycerol lipase activity. The record is from RefSeq and is a predicted model, not a curated record. The transcript is spliced from 8 exons. Gene Ontology annotation, biological process: lipid metabolic process.
AAGCGCGAGCUUGAGCGGGCCAUGCGAGCCGCAGACACCUAUCAGGAGUGGGAGGCUGCCGCCCUUUUGCUGGACGAGCAGGAGAAGCGUGAUCUUUGGCGGCUUGACCCGGUCUCCAGUCUGUUUGAUGCGGAUCGCAUUGCUGCCCGGCUGAUGCGGCUGCACGACGCCCGUCACUCGGACGACAUCAAUGAAGCUAUGGUCCAACUUCGAGAGAAUCUCUUCCGCAACAUCGGUGGACUGGGACAGGAGCAGCUCUACUCUUACUGUCAUGUCGGUACAAAGGUCAUCAUUCAGCAAUAUCUCCAGGAGCUCAGCGCCACCAUCGAGCACAUUGUCAUGGCUCCCACGGUGCCCCUCCAUGUCAAGGAACGCUUUCUUUCUGAUGCCCGCCAAGCUUACGGUCGUACCGCUAUCAUGCUCAGUGGUGGAGCAGCCAUGGGCAUGCUUCACUGGGGUGUACUGCGCUGUCUCUUUCAGAAUGGCCUCUUACCUCCGGUCAUCUGUGGCAAUUCUAUUGGCGCCCUCUACUCGGCCGUUCUCGGCAUUCACACAGACGACGAGCUCAACAGCCUUUUUGAUCGUCCAGACGCAAUUGACUUUUCUGCGUUUUUGAAAUUGGGCAAGGGUAGUGUGCGUCGCAAGGUCAUUCGUCUCCUCAAGCACGGUGUUCUCAUGGACAUUACCAAGCUGGAGGAGUUUUGUCGUGCCAAUCUGGGCGACUUGACGUUUGCCGAGGCAUACCAACGCACAGGCCGCAUCGUCAACAUCACGCUCACCCACACAACCCACCAGGGCUACCCACACCUGCUCAAUUACUUGACAACCCCCAACGUGGUUCUUUGGUCUGCAGCCUGCGCAGCUUGUGCGCAACCCGGCAUGUAUGCUCCCGUGGCUUUGAUGGCCAAGGAUAUCAAAGGCAAUAUCGUUCCUUUGCUUGAGGUGGACCCGGAGGCGAGUUGGGGUGUCAGUAGCACCAUUCACAACCCACUCCUGCCGAAGCAGCGUCUUUCAGAGCUCUUCAACGUCAAUCACUUCAUUGUCUCUCAGGUCAACCCCCAUGUGGUGCCUUUCCUGCGCUCCAUGCGGUCUUCAUCGCGAUUUGCCCUCCUACACAAGGCGGUCAUGGUAGCGGGUGGUGAGCUCAUGCAUCGUCUACGACAGCUGGCCUCCAUUGGCUACUGGCCAGGACUGCUCAAUUGGUUGAAAUCGGAGCUACUACAGACGCACGAGGGCGAUGUCACAAUUGUACCCUCGCUGUCAUGGGCCACCAUGUCCAACGCCCUGAGCAACCCGACUCCCGAGCUCGUCUCGUGGUUUGCACGUGAAGGUGAAAAGAGCACAUAUCCUUACAUUCCCAUCGUUGCAGCUCGUUGCCACGUGGAGGUGGCUUUGCAUGCAGGGCUGCGUCGCAUC